Messenger RNA from Oncorhynchus nerka (sockeye salmon), 959 nucleotides. It is a transcript of the gene tmbim6, whose product is annotated as testis enhanced gene transcript (BAX inhibitor 1). The record is from RefSeq and is a predicted model, not a curated record. Gene Ontology annotation, biological process: negative regulation of apoptotic signaling pathway; negative regulation of RNA splicing; negative regulation of endoribonuclease activity. Bases 135 to 854 code for a protein of 239 amino acids. The transcript is spliced from 10 exons. Gene Ontology annotation, molecular function: enzyme binding. Gene Ontology annotation, cellular component: mitochondrial membrane. Lineage: Eukaryota; Metazoa; Chordata; Actinopteri; Salmoniformes; Salmonidae.
GAAACAACGACAGCAUCAAAAGGCUGAAGUGUGGAAAGAAAUAGCUUGCAAAUCAAUCUGUUGCUGACCGCUGUGGAAAUAUUGACAUCAGGAAAUUUUACUCCUGUGACAGGGUCCAACCAAAUCCAGACAAGAUGAACGUGUUCGAUCGAAGUAUAAAUUUUGAUUCCCUUUUUAAAUUUUCCCAAAUCUCCCACUCCACUCAGCUGCACCUGAAGAAUGUCUACUCCAGCCUGGCCCUGUGCAUGUUUGUGGCUGCAGCAGGAGCCUACGUCCACGUCGUCACCAGGCUCUUCCAGGGUGGGAUGUUGACCAUGCUGGGCUCCCUGGCCAUGAUGGCUUGGCUGGCUAUGACUCCGCACAGCCCUCUGACUGAGAAGAAGAGACUGGCCAUCCUCUCUGGUUUUGCCUUCUUCACAGGUGUUGGUUUGGGCCCAACCAUGGAUUAUGUCAUCUCUAUUAACCCAAGCAUCAUUGUGACAGCUUUCCUGGGGACCUCAAUCAUCUUUUUGUGCUUCACGCUGAGUGCCCUCUACGCCCAGCGCAGGAGCUACCUCUUCCUUGGAGGUACUCUAAUGUCCGGACUGUCCAUCCUGCUCCUGGUCUCUUUCCUCAACAUGUUCCUGGGGUCUGUCAUGUUGUUUACGGCUCACAUGUACCUCGGUCUGGUCAUCAUGUGUGGAUUUGUGCUGUUUGACACUCAACUCAUCAUUGAGAAGGCUGAGAUGGGAGACAAAGACUACAUCUGGCACUCUGUGGAUCUCUUCUUGGACUUUGUGACCAUCUUCAGGAAGCUCAUGGUUAUUCUGGCCAUGAAUGAGAAGCAGGACAACAAGAAGAAGGAGAAGAAGUAAAUGAAGAUAUGUGACUUGGAAUUGCUUCAGGAGUGCUUCUGGUGCAUUCACAUAACUGCUUAAUUAUUCUAAUUAUUUAGACCAUAUUUGAUUUUGUACUUUGAU